This is a messenger RNA of Sus scrofa (pig), 7127 nucleotides long. The record is from RefSeq and is a predicted model, not a curated record. NCBI's taxonomy places the organism in Eukaryota, Metazoa, Chordata, Mammalia, Artiodactyla, Suidae.
CUUCAGCAUAUGGAGUUUCCCAGGUUAAGGAUUGAACUGGAGCUGCAGCUGCCAGCCUACACCACAUCUUUAAUUAGUUCUCUAUUACUUGCCAGAAUGGAAUUGCAGCUUAAUAUAGUCUUAUGAGGGUGAUGGAUGCUAGAAAGUCCUACUUAAUUCUGGAGUUUAGGAGGCCAGUUUGGAACUUAUGCAAACAACAAUGAUGAAGGUGGCGGGAAUAGAUAGUUUAGUUUACCCCUAGGAAAGGGUAGAAAGAGAAGACAGGAGAGUAGCAGUAAUAGGAAAGUAAAAAGGAAUGGAUAGCUAUACUGUGACCUUUAAACACGCGAUGACUCCGUUCUUAGAUAAAUGUGGCUGAGUGGUGGAAUCUGACCAGUCUAUUCUUCACUUUCCUAUUACCUCCUUAAUCAUAAACCUUUCAUGAUUUCCCAUGGUCAACCUGUCUUCCUAGGUUUAUGCACUCCUCUAGGUAUUUUAAGCCCCUAAUCCACUAUAAUAUUUUAAACUUUGGAAACACUAUUCAAUCAACUCUUACUAAGCACUUUUAUUUGAAGUCUUUCAUUCAUUAAAUGAAUGUGCUAAUUAAGCACUAUGAAUAUAAUAGUAAACUGAGACUUGGUUCUUAUUUUCUUGAAAUACUCUAACAGGAGUGAUAAAAGAGGUAAUUACAAUUUAGUUCGAUAAGCACUUAUCUAGACUUGAUCUGGCUUAGCUUUUAAGAGAAAGCUGGGACAGAGGAGUGUGGGAGGGUUCUAAGCAGAAACAGUAGCAUGAGUGAUGGCAUAAAGAUGAGAAAAAGCAGAGUAUGUCGAGGCUAUAAAUUUGGAGUGAUAAGAAGAGGCCAUACUUGUUUAUAAGACCAAGGAAUUUGGCCUAGUAUCUAGAAGUAGAGGAAUGACAUCGGAGAUGGAGGGAAAUACACUGAGAGCUGUUUAGAGGUUUAAUCAGUAGAAUGUGAUGUUUGGAUGAAUGAAUGAUGUAGGGUGACAAAGAAUGAGAAAGAAUCCAAAGGUUUUCUGUUUUGGCAGUUGUCCGGAUAGUGGUGCCAUCACUGAUGUAGGACAAUUCAGUUUUGGACUUGCUAAGUUUUUGGUACCAGAGGGACAUUCAAGUGGAGAUGUCCAGUUGGCAGUUGGAUAUAGUGGUAUGGGGCUUGGGAGAGAGGUCCUAGAUGGAGACACAGAUUUGUAGUUGACUUCUGGCAGUGGGUGAAAAUCUUAUUUCUUGUAAUUCUAUUGAUUGUACUUAGGUACUUUGCCCUACUUUCCUCCCACGUUUUGCCCUCUAGCCUUGGUGAACUAUGCUGGCAAUUUCUUGAAUCUUCCAAGUUCUCUUUUACAUAUGCUUCUCCCUUUGCCUAGAAAGCUCUUUCUCCCUCUGUUCCACUGAUUCUUGUUUACCUUAAAGACUUACUUAGAUCAAGUGGUACUUCUUUUGGGAAACUUUUCCUGAUACUCUAUUUCUCCCCCUACAAAUGUUUGCCUAUAAUCUGAUUUAGCAAAGUUCUCAUAUAGAUGUGGUUCGUUUUCCAUGUGUGGUUUAUAUCAAUGAAGUUCGAGUCAUACCCCCAGGAGUAAGAGCUCAUAGCAGCUUGCCUGACAAUAGAGCAUAUGGAAGGAUCACACCUGUUUGUACUUCUACCAGGAGUGCAUAAGGGAAUCUCUGAUAGUACUGGAGACAUCACCACACACAUUUCAAUUAGACUUAUUCUUUAACAAUGUAAGCAAACCAAGUGCCCCAGUUUUCGAUAGGUUGGGAAGCCUGGAAUAUGAUGAGAAUACUUCCAUCAUCUUCAGACCCAACUCAAAGGUAAAUACCGAUGGUUUGGUGCUAAGAGGCUGGUAUAACUGUCUGACACUGGCAAUAUACGGAUCAGUGGAUAGAGUCAUAAGUCAUGAUAGAGACUCUCCACCACCUCCACCUCCACCUCCACCACCUCCCCAGCCACAGCCAAGUUUGAAAAGGAAUCCAAAACAUGCUGAUGGGGAGAAGGAAGAUCAAUUUAAUGGAAGCCCUCCAAGACCACAGCCAAGGGGACCGAGAACUCCACCAGGACCCCCUCCACCUGAUGAUGAUGAAGAUGAUCCCUUGCCAUUGCCAGUGUCUGGUGACAAGGAAGAAGAUGCUCCUCAUAGAGAAGAUUACUUUGAGCCCAUUUCUCCUGAUCGGAAUUCUGUUCCCCAGGAAGGUCAAUAUUCUGAUGAAGGAGAAGUAGAAGAGGAACAGCAAGAGGAAGUAGAAGAUGAUGAAGAUGAUGGGGAUGUAGAGGAAGAAGAGGAUGAGGAUGAGGAUGAUCGCCAUACAGUAGAUAGUAUCCCUGAAGAGGAAGAGGAAGAUGAAGAGGAGGAAGGUGAAGAAGAUGAAGAAGGCGAAGGGGAUGAUGGUUAUGAACAAAUUUCCAGUGAUGAAGACGGAAUUGCUGACUUGGAACGUGAAACAUUUAAGUAUCCAAACUUUGAUGUUGAAUAUACUGCCGAAGACUUAGCUUCAGUUCCUCCUAUGACAUAUGAUCCAUAUGACAGGGAGCUUGUACCACUCUUAUACUUCAGCUGUCCAUACAAGACUACUUUUGAAAUUGAAAUCAGUAGAUUGAAGGAUCAAGGUCCAGAUAAAGAAAAUUCAGGGGCAAUAGAAGCCUCAGUGAAGUUAACUGAACUGUUGGAUUUGUAUCAAGAAGAUAGAGGUGCAAAAUGGGUAACAGCUUUAGAAGAAAUUCCAAGUUUAAUAAUAAAAGGAUUAAGUUAUUUGCAGUUGAAAAACACAAAACAAGAUGCCCUCGAUCAGUUGGUAGACUGGACCAUGCAAGCUUUAAAUUUACAAGUAGCCCUUCGCCAACCCAUUGCCUUAAAUGUCCGACAGCUCAAAGCUGGGACCAAGUUAGUGUCCUCACUAGCGGAAUGUGGGGCUCAAGGAGUCAUGGGACUGCUACAAGCAGGAGUGAUCAAUGGAUUAUUUGAGCUCCUGUUUGCUGAUCAUGUCUCAUCUUCCCUUAAGUUAAAUGCAUUUAAAGCUCUGGACAGCGUCAUUAGUAUGACAGAAGGAAUGGAAGCUUUUUUAAGAAGUAAGCAGAGUGAAAAAAGUGGCUAUCAAAAACUUGUGGAGCUCAUACUUUUAGAUCAGACUGUGAGGGUUGUCACUGCUGGUUCAGCUAUUCUUCAGAAAUGUCAUUUCUAUGAAAUUUUGUCAGAGAUUAAAAAACUUGGUGAUCAUUUAGCAGAGAAGACUUCUUCUGUUCCUAACCACAGUGAACCCGAUCAUGAUACAGAUACUGGACUUGAGAGAACAAACCCAGACUAUGAAAAUGAGGUAGACGCUUCAAUGGAUAUGGAUCUUUUGGAAUCCUCAAAUAUAAGUGAAGGGGAAAUAGAAAAGCUUAUUAGCCUCCUAGAGGAAGUUUUUCAUUUAAUGGAAACUGCACCUCAUACAAUGAUCCAGCCUCCUGUUAAGUCUUUCCCGACCAUGGCACGUAUUACUGGACCACCAGAGAGAGACGAUCCAUACCCUGUUCUCUUUAGGUAUCUUCAUAGUCAUCACUUCUUGGAGCUGGUUACCUUGCUUCUGUCAAUUCCAGUAACAAGUGCUCACCCUGGUGUGCUGCAAGCCACAAAAGAUGUUUUGAAGUUUCUUGCACAGUCUCAAAAGGGUCUUCUUUUUUUUAUGUCAGAAUAUGAAGCAACAAAUUUGUUGAUCCGAGCUCUCUGUCACCUUUAUGAUCAAGAUGAAGAGGAAGGUCUCCAAUCUGAUGGUGUUAUUGAUGAUGCAUUUGCUUUGUGGCUACAGGACUCAACACAGACAUUGCAGUGUAUUACAGAACUGUUCAGCCAUUUUCAGCGUUGCACAGCCAGUGAAGAAACUGACCAUUCAGAUCUCUUGGGAACUCUUCACAAUCUUUACUUGAUUACUUUUAAUCCUGUGGGAAGAUCAGCUGUCGGUCAUGUUUUCAGUCUUGAGAAAAACCUGCAAAGUCUUAUAACUCUAAUGGAGUACUAUUCCAAAGAAGCCUUAGGUGAUUCCAAGUCUAAGAAGUCAGUAGCUUAUAAUUAUGCAUGCAUACUUAUUUUGGUGGUGGUUCAGUCUUCCAGUGAUGUCCAAAUGCUAGAACAGCAUGCAGCAUCUCUCUUGAAGCUUUGUAAAGCAGAUGAAAAUAAUGCUAAAUUGCAAGAACUUGGCAAGUGGCUUGAACCUCUGAAAAACCUUAGAUUUGAAAUUAACUGCAUCCCAAACCUAAUUGAAUAUGUUAAACAGAAUAUUGAUAACUUGAUGACCCCAGAAGGAGUUGGCCUUACCACUGCCUUACGUGUUCUCUGUAAUGUGGCAUGCCCACCACCCCCUGUUGAAGGUCAACAGAAAGACCUGAAAUGGAAUCUUGCUGUUAUUCAGCUUUUUUCUGCUGAAGGAAUGGACACCUUUAUUCGGGUGCUGCAAAAAUUGAACAGUAUUCUGACUCAGCCUUGGAGGCUCCAUGUCAACAUGGGGACUACCCUUCACAGAGUUACUACUAUUUCAAUGGCUCGCUGCACACUCACUCUUCUUAAAACUAUGUUAACGGAACUCCUGAGAGGUGGAUCCUUUGAGUUUAAGGACAUGCGUGUUCCUUCAGCACUUGUGACUUUACACAUGCUCCUGUGCUCUAUCCCUCUCUCAGGUCGUUUGGAUAGUGAUGAACAGAAAAUUCAGAAUGAUAUCAUUGAUAUCUUACUGACUUUUACUCAAGGAGUUAAUGAAAAGCUCACAAUCUCAGAAGAGACUCUGGCCAACAAUACUUGGUCUUUAAUGUUAAAAGAAGUGCUUUCUUCCAUCUUGAAGGUUCCUGAAGGAUUUUUUUCUGGACUCAUACUCCUUUCAGAGCUGCUGCCUCUACCAUUGCCCAUGCAAACAACUCAGGUUAUUGAGCCACAUGAUAUAUCAGUGGCACUCAACACCAGAAAAUUGUGGAGCAUGCACCUUCAUGUUCAAGCAAAGUUGCUCCAAGAAAUAGUUCGCUCUUUCUCUGGCACAACCUGCCAGCCCAUUCAACAUAUGUUACGGCGUAUUUGUGUUCAAUUGUGUGACCUUGCCUCACCAACUGCACUUCUGAUUAUGAGAACUGUGUUGGAUUUGAUUGUAGAAGACUUGCAAAGCACUUCAGAAGAUAAAGAGAAACAGUAUACUAGCCAAACCACCAGGUUGCUUGCUCUUCUUGAUGCUCUGGCUUCACACAAAGCUUGUAAAUUAGCUAUUUUGCAUCUAAUUAAUGGAACUAUUAAAGGUGAUGAAAGAUAUGCAGAGAUAUUCCAGGACCUGUUGGCUUUGGUGCGGUCUCCUGGAGACAGUGUUGUUCGCCAACAGUGUGUUGAAUAUAUCACAUCCAUUUUGCAGUCUCUCUGUGAUCAGGACAUUGCACUAAUUUUGCCAAACUCUUCUGAAGGUUCUAUUUCUGAACUGGAGCAGCUCUCCAAUUCUCUACCAAACAAAGAAUUGAUGGCCUCAAUCUGUGACUGUCUCCUGGCUGUGCUAGCUAACUCUGAGAGCAGUUACAACUGUUUACUGACAUGUGUGAGAACAAUGAUGUUUCUUGCAGAGCAUGAUUAUGGAUUAUUUCAUUUAAAAAGUUCUUUAAGGAAAAACAGUAAUGCUCUGCAUAGUUUAUUGAAACGAGUGGUCAGUACAUUUAGUAAAGACACAGGGGAACUAGCGUCUUCAUUUUUGGAAUUUAUGAGACAAAUUCUUAAUUCUGAUACAAUGGGAUGUUGUGGAGAUGAUAGUGGUCUCAUGGAAGUAGAGGGAGCUCAUCCAUCGCGGACAAUGAGUAUUAAUGCUGCAGAGUUAAAACAGCUUCUACAGAGCAAAGAAGAAAGUCCAGAAAAUUUGUUCCUUGAACUAGAGAAGCUUGUUUUGGAGCAUUCAAAAGAUGAUGACAAUCUGGACUCUUUGUUGGACAAUGUGGUUGGACUUAAGCAGAUGCUGGAGUCAUCAGGUGAUCCUUUACCUCUUGGUGACCAGGAUAUAGAACCAGUACUUUCAGCUCCAGAAUCUCUCCAGAAUCUGUUUAACAAUAGAACUGCAUAUGUGCUAGCUGAUGUCAUGGAUGAUCAAUUGAAAUCUAUGUGGUUCACUCCAUUUCAGGCUGAAGAGAUUGAUACAGAUCUGGAUUUGGUAAAGGUUGACUUAAUUGAGCUCUCUGAAAAGUGUUGUAGUGAUUUUGACUUGCACUCAGAAUUAGAGCGCUCAUUUUUGUCAGAACCAUCAUCUCCAGGAAGAACCAAGACUACUAAAGGAUUCAAACUUGGGAAACACAAGCACGAGACCUUUAUAACUUCAAGUGGAAAAUCUGAAUACAUUGAACCUGCCAAACGAGCUCAUGUUGUGCCACCACCAAGAGGAAGGGGCCGAGGAGGAUUUGGACAGGGUAUACGACCUCAUGACAUUUUUCGUCAAAGAAAACAGAACACAAGCAGACCACCAUCCAUGCAUGUGGAUGACUUUGUUGCAGCUGAAAGUAAAGAAGUAGUCCCUCAAGAUGGGAUACCCCCUCCAAAACGGCCACUCAAAGUAUCACAGAAGAUUUCUUCUCGUGGUGGAUUUUCAGGCAAUCGGGGAGGACGGGGUGCUUUUCACAGUCAGAAUAGAUUUUUUACACCACCUGCUUCAAAAGGAAACUACAGUCGUCGGGAGGGAACGCGAGGCUCCAGUUGGAGUGCUCAGAAUACUCCUCGAGGAACUUACAAUGAAAGUCGUGGCGGCCAGAGCAAUUUUAACAGGGGUCCUCUUCCACCAUUACGACCACUUAGUUCUACAGGUUACCGCCCAAGUCCUCGUGACCGUGCUUCCAGAGGUCGUGGGGGACUUGGACCCUCCUGGGCAAGUGCAAAUAGUGGCAGUGGAGGCUCAAGAGGAAAGUUUGUUAGUGGAGGCAGUGGUAGAGGUCGUCAUGUACGAUCCUUUACACGAUAAAAAAAUUCUUUUGAGAACUUCUGAGUGUAUAUGAACAUGUCAUGAGGACAAUAAAAAUGAAACAAGACAUUGGAGGACCAAUUUAGACCUAGCAGUUAUCUGGAUACAUCUGAGAGAAUAUUUUUAUCUGAAGAAAGCAGAUUUUGUUUGAUACCUAACACAAGAUUUCAAUAAAAAUCCAAACUUUGUAUGUA